Cajanus cajan (pigeon pea) is the source of this 1276-nucleotide messenger RNA. Its product is annotated as serine/threonine-protein phosphatase 4 regulatory subunit-like protein. The record is from RefSeq and is a predicted model, not a curated record. Gene Ontology annotation, molecular function: protein phosphatase regulator activity. Gene Ontology annotation, cellular component: protein phosphatase 4 complex; cytoplasm; nucleus. Lineage: Eukaryota; Viridiplantae; Streptophyta; Magnoliopsida; Fabales; Fabaceae.
GGUCCAAUUGAAAUAGCGAAAGCCCAAGGAAGGCAUAGACAACCGACGCAGUCCUCCGUGACGACGACGGAGGCUGCAAACGAAAAGAAUCUUCUCAAAGCUGAGUCUGAGUCACAGUCACAGUGACCCACACGACGCCAAAGCAGUCAAGUUUCAUUUCAUGGAGACGCAAUCGCAUGAAAAUUUGCAGCAUCCUCCGGUUCCGGUUCCGGUUCCUUCCAGUGAUGCGCACAGUAACGAUGCGUCGAACCACAGAGACGCUGAGCAAAAUCAGGAUGUUUCUAAGGAAGAGGUUGUGCAGAUUCUACAAGUUAUUGGAUCCACCGGGAGGUUCUGGCAUGACUGGGAUAAGUUGAAGAGUAUGCUAUCAUUUCAGCUGAAGCAGGUAUUGUCAGAAUACCCUGAGGCAAAAAUGACAAGUGAGCAACAGUACGCAUCACUGGGAGAAUCCUACAUUGAGUUGGUCAACAGAUUGGAUGAAGCACUUACUUGUUUCAUUGAAGGCCCUCCAUUUACAUUGCAAAGGCUUUGUGAGAUCCUAUUGGAUGCAAAAAACAUUUAUCCAAAUCUUUCAAAGCUUGCUUUAGCUCUUGAAAAGAACUUAUUAGUUACAUCUACAUUAUCAAUCUGCACUGAGCCAUACCCACAAGCUACAGCAAAAGAGCCAGAUGACCAAGAGAAGACAAUUGAAAAGCAGAAGCAGCAAUCCGAUACUGCUCAAAAUGGCAUUGAGCCUCUAGUGUCUUACAAAGAUGUAGUAAUGACUGAGGCUGAUGUGGGUGAUGAAAUGACCAUUGACAUGGAAACUUUUGGAGGCGUUAAAUCCUCAGAAACAAAUUCUGAACCAAAUGCUAAUAAUGCUUAAGCUUGAUGAUUACUGUGCAACUUGCGCCUUUAAAUCCUUAAACUCUGAUGAGCUCAAAGACUUGGAUGUUUUCACUUGGUGAGCUUCAAAUGCUAUGCGGACAACGUGGACCUUGGACAUUGCAGAGUGCUUUAAUCCCUGGUUUGGUAUUCAUUUAAGGUAGAUAUUAGCAUUUAAAAACCGAACAAAGUUUCUAUAUUGUAUCUAUUGGAUGCAAUGCUUGUAUUGGUGACACGAGGUUGAAUAUCUCACUGUAGAUUUGCUUUUAAUUUGUGGUCCUAGUUAAAUUCACAAACUUGUUAAUGAACUUUGACCACCUUAACUAUGGUACUAGCUACCUCGCAUAUUGGUUGGUUUUCUGCAAUGAAGUGGAUCAUUAUGCUUUUACUAGUAAUAUUUUAGGCUAUCAAA